Molecule: messenger RNA, 1690 nt
Organism: Drosophila rhopaloa
Lineage: Eukaryota; Metazoa; Arthropoda; Insecta; Diptera; Drosophilidae
Gene: Alp6
Product: membrane-bound alkaline phosphatase
Exons: 3
Coding region: 52-1599 (515 amino acids)
Biological process (GO): dephosphorylation
Molecular function (GO): alkaline phosphatase activity
Source: RefSeq, a predicted model, not a curated record
CCAAGGUCUGACCUCCACACAAGUCGCUUGGGUAACCAGGAUUAGCUGAAAAUGGCCAAGCGAUUCAUUCUAUUGCUCUUCGUCGCCGUCUGGCUGAGCGGAAGUGCAAAUGGACAGAGAGAUCACCCACGUGGCCGUUCUUUCGAUGCCGCAGCGCAUCCCAUCAAGCAUCCGGAGGAGCAGCAGAGCCAGUACUGGGUGGACAAGGCUCAGGCCAAGUUGCUGUCCAAACUGGCCGAAACACAGGCGGCGCACACGAACAAGGCCAAGAACGUGAUCAUGUUCCUGGGCGACGGCAUGUCCGUUCACACGGUCACGGCCACCAGGAAUCUGUUGGGCGACAGUGCGGAGCAGGUGUUCUUCGAGGGAUUCCCCUACACGGGACUGUCCAAGACGUACUGUGUGAACCGGCAGGUGGCCGAUUCCGCCUGCACGGCCACCGCCUAUUUGGGCGGUGUGAAGGGCAACUACGGAACCAUUGGCGUGAACGCCAAUGUGCCCAGGUACAGUUGUGAUGGCGACUCAAAGGUGGAGGAUCAGGUGCUCAGCAUUGCCCAGUGGGCACAGGCGGCGGGCAAGGAUGCAGGACUCGUGACCACCGCUCGGGUGACCCACGCCUCGCCAGCUGGCGUUUAUGCCCACACCGCAGAUCGCAAUUGGGAGAACGACUGGGAGGUGGCCAACAGGGGCUGUGAUCCCGAACAGACCAUCGACAUUGCCCGCCAGCUGGUGGAGCAGCCUGUGGGUCAGCAGCUCAAGGUGAUCCUCGGUGGAGGUCGCCAGAACUUCAUCAACACCACGGUCAACGAUGAGGAGGGAUAUGCCGGUCUGCGCACCGAUGGUCGUCACCUAAUCCGCGACUGGUUGGAUCAGAAAAAGGAGGCCAAUGUCUCCGCUAACUACGUUUGGAGUCGCAAGGGUCUCAGUCUGGUGGAUCUGGAGAAUACCGACUAUCUCCUAGGUCUCUUUGCCAAUUCCCACCUGCCCUACAAUGGAGAUCGGGACAGGAAACGCAGUCAGUUGGCGGAUCCUUCGCUGACUGAGCUCACCGAGGCUGCGAUUAAGGUUCUGAGUCGCAACAAGGAGGGAUUCUUCCUGUUUGUCGAGGGUGCUAGGAUCGAUAUGGCACAUCAUGAUACCUUCGCCAGGAGAUCUCUGGAGGACACCGCCGAGUUUGCGAACGCCGUUCAGAAAGCCCGCGAAUUAACCUCCGAGGAUGACACUCUGAUCGUGGUUACCGCCGAUCAUUCUCAUGUGAUGUCCAUCAAUGGUUAUCCUUUCCGUGACCAGGAGAUCACUGGAUUGGCCCAGCUGGCCGAUGACAACCUGCCCUAUACGAUUUUGUCGUAUGCCAAUGGACCUGGUUAUUACUCUGCUUACAAUCGUGCUGAGGGACGGGCCCUGCUGAAGGAAAAGUUGGUGGCGGACUCGGACUAUCGGUAUCCCACGUUGGUGCCUUUGGAUUCGGAAUCCCAUGGAGGCGACGAUGUGGCGGUGUAUGCCUCGGGACCCUAUGCGCAGUAUUUCAGUGGGAACUACGAGCAGAGCAACAUUCCGGCUCUGAUGAGUCGGGCAGCUGGCAUCGGUCCCUAUGCCUAGGAUACAUCUUUCUUUCUUAGUACAUGUACAUACAUACAUACGUAUAUCACCUCCUGGCUGAGAUAACCCAAUUAAAAUGCAUCAUAGCUAA